UCUACUGGAUAAAACGUUCGAGGUUCGUGAUCCCUACGUCAUAGCGAUGGAGGCCCUUGAGAUGGUGGGCUGGGAGCUACCGUACCACGCUGCCUUUUACAACUGUGAGCACUUUGCUAUCGAGAUGCGAUACGGCAAGGCAGAGUCUGGACAGAUUAAUGAAAAACCAGGAGACCUGAUCGAGAUCAACCGUGGGCUCUAUAAGCACUGGGCCAUUUACAUCGGAAAGGAUGAAGUGGUUCAUUUCAUCUCUGUAAAACACACAGGUGGUCUGUCAACUGGCUCGUCGGCAAAUCUGAGCAGCAGCAGAGGAGAGGUGAAGCGUGAGAAGCUCACCGAUGUGGUCGGCAAUGACAGUUACCACAGCAACAAUCUGCUGGAUAAAGAGUGCGAGGCUCGUGAUCCUUCCAUCAUAGUGAAGGAGGCCUGUGAGAUGGUGGGCCGCAAGCUACAGUACAACGCUGCCACUUACAACUGUGAGCACUUUGCUACCGAGAUGAGAUACGGCAAGGUGUGUAUCUAA
This is a messenger RNA of Limanda limanda (common dab), 523 nucleotides long. RefSeq names its product phospholipase A and acyltransferase 4-like. The record is from RefSeq and is a predicted model, not a curated record. Gene Ontology annotation, cellular component: cytoplasm. The transcript is spliced from 3 exons. The coding region runs from base 47 to 523 and encodes 158 amino acids. Gene Ontology annotation, molecular function: A2-type glycerophospholipase activity; glycerophospholipid phospholipase A1 activity. NCBI's taxonomy places the organism in Eukaryota, Metazoa, Chordata, Actinopteri, Pleuronectiformes, Pleuronectidae. Gene Ontology annotation, biological process: N-acylphosphatidylethanolamine metabolic process.